Molecule: messenger RNA, 14495 nt
Organism: Schistocerca piceifrons (Central American locust)
Lineage: Eukaryota; Metazoa; Arthropoda; Insecta; Orthoptera; Acrididae
Product: histone-lysine N-methyltransferase trithorax-like
Exons: 14
Coding region: 79-11691 (3870 amino acids)
Biological process (GO): positive regulation of DNA-templated transcription
Cellular component (GO): nucleus; histone methyltransferase complex
Molecular function (GO): DNA-binding transcription factor activity; zinc ion binding; sequence-specific DNA binding
Source: RefSeq, a predicted model, not a curated record
GAUCGUCAGUUGUUUGUUGGGAGUCUACUUCGUUAUUAAAGAAACAAAGUUUGUUUGCAGCGUAAAUGGGUGUCAACCAUGGGCAAAUUCCCCGGCAAGCCAUCAAAAACGUCGACGCGGAAGCGAAUUAAAGUGUCGGAGUGUGUAACGGAACUAGUGAACGAGUCAGUCAGGGCCGCUCAAGUGAUAUAUUAUGGCCUUACUGUGUUUAACGAAACGUUUGGAAACGAGGAGCAGGUUAUUGACUUUCGUGGAUUCACACAUCAACAAGUCAAGGAAGCAGUAGAAAAUGCGAGGAACUUCCAUAAAAGAAGAAAGUCAACUGAUGGUGAAAACAAAGAUACUGCUAAUUUUAUUAAUAAAUUUGAAAGUGAUCUAAAGGAGAUUGGGUUUAGUGCAAAGUGCUGUGAUGGGCAAGGGAAAUCGGAUUCGGAUAGCAUUGUGGUUGAUAGUGAAAAAUGUUUUGAUGGUGGUGGCAAAAGAAAUUCAGUGAUUGCCGUUAGACGUAUGAAACGAAUGAGGAAGUAUGACGGCAGGACGAGGAAUCCACCCUCUGUGAAGAAUGUGAUGGCAAGGAAACUUUUGCGUAGGGCAAAGAAAACAUCUAGUACAACUCCAUUGGCUGUCGAUAAUUGCCAGCAAGAAAAGGGCGCAUCAGGUGCAUCUCGAAAGUUUGUGCUUCCUAGUCACAGCGCUCAUUCUUCUCGUGUGAUAAAACCUAAUAAGAAAUUUAUAGAUAACGACGCUGUUACUUCUGAAACCUCGACUGGUUUAUCUCCUCCAGUAGAUCUUAAGAAAUCUAAGAGUGUGUCUAGUGAGUCUCUGAAUUCGGACAUUCCACAAUCGGUUAAGUGUUUGAGUACAGUGGAAAACAAACAGUCAGAUUCAAGUGAUGUCAAAAAAACCUUGUGCAACCUUCGAACUGCGAAUGUGAGAAGGGAAAGUGCAUCCGGAAAUACUGUAGAUUCCUCAGGCCUUAUAUUGGAAGGAAAGCGCAAGUGGAAACCUUCAUAUAAGUUAGGUCUGCAGUUGAACUGGUACGGUGGUACAGCUGAUGGUGAUGAUACUGGCAGAAGAAGAGUGAAACAAGAUGAUAAAACCGAAAGCUCAGCACGUUGUCCAGAAAAAACCACCUCCCCUUCCUCUACAACAAUCAGUGCCAGUGUAGACGAUUUUGAAAUUCGAAGUGAUGAAAAACAAAGUAGUACUUUUUCUAGGUCGCCAGGUAAAGUGAUUUUACGGCAGGCACGUCUGAAGCUCAACACACAAUCGUCGUCUGUAAAUGACGGUCCAUUCAGUCAUGGCUAUGGUGCAGGUGGAGCACAUUUACCAGAAACUGUGGAAUGUGGGGUCUGUGGUGCUGUUAGAUUUUAUCGAUUUGUAAAACAGGCCCGCAAAUUUGGAAUAUUCAGUUGUGAGUCAUGUCGAAAGUUCAUUUCUAAGAUGAUCAAGAGACAGUCCUCUCUGAAAGGAAGUUCAUCACCUUUGGAAUGUCACAAAGGCAAAGGAAUGUGUUCUGUCCCGCCAAUUGUCAGAAGCCAACAGUGGAAAGCUGGUCGUGGUACACUGGUCAGGUGUAACUACAAAGCUCGUUGCCCUGCUUGUUGGUUGAAAAUGUGUCUGAGGUCUUUCAAGAUGCCUGAGGACAUCCGUGGGAGGCUGCAGUCUCUUCUACCACAUGCAAUGCAGGAUAGCUUGGAAACUAUUUCUGGUCAGCUGCUGUUGAAUCCAGAGGAAACUGCAUUACCAGUUGCAGAAAGAAGAAGUGAAUCAGACUACAGCAGCAAAAGACUUAGGAGAAGACUGAAACUGCAACAUAAACAAACAUUGAGACUGCUCAGAAAGGAUGAUAAUGGCAAGCAAAAUGGAAAUACUAAAUUGAACACUUCAGUUACACAUUCGAGAAACAGUAUUAGAGUUUCAAAAUUCCUUAGAAGGGCAGCAAGUGGCUUAAACCAUACGGAAGAUGCAGCUGGUGAUACAAAUCGCAAAGUGAUCACACGCAAGCGAAAGAGAAGGAAGUAUUUGCUGAGGAGAAAGAAGUCAGAAACAAUGAAUGAGAAGAUUAGCAGUGAGAAAUCUGCUCCCGAACAACGUCAACGAGUUGAUCUGAAAGGUCCUCGUGUGAAACAUGUUUGCCGAAGUGCUUCUAUUGUUCUGGGGCAACCUCAGGCAACGUUCCCAACAAUUAAGACUAGUGGUCAAUCAAAGAAGCGAGAUGCAGCUAAAGGAUUGGGCGUUCCACCACAUCAUCCUGAGCUACCUGCAACUGAAGAUGAUGGAAGAAAGUCAAACGAAAUACAGAAGAAUCAGCCAACAGCAAAGUCAGGAGUAGAAGAAUCUGACUCUACAAAAUCCUCCACACAUGGAUCAUCGGGAAUACAGGAUGAUGCUCCUUCAUUACUUUCAUCAGCUUCUUGCAGAAAAGUGACUAGGUUGCAUACCUUGCCUCCUGCUAUGGGGAAGGAUAGGUCACAGGAAUCUUCCCAUCAGAUGACCAUAGACUUUUGGGAGAGCUAUGACCCAGAUGAGGUUUGCAAUACAGGAUUUGCUUUAAUUUCGUCUGAACCAUUCCCAGUACGAGCAGUUUGUUUUCUUUGUGGAAGUGCUGGUCAAGAACAACUUAUUCACUGUGCCUCAUGUUGCGAGCCAUACCACAGAUUCUGCCUGGAAGACGGCCUUCGUGAUCCAAACAUAAAAGCGUUUGGCGGCACCUCACUGUCAAACUGGGUGUGUCAACGCUGCACGGUGUGUUCAGUGUGUGGUAAUGGGCAAGGACAGCAGCUCAGCUGUCAGCGUUGUCAUCGCACUUACCAUACAGAUUGCCUGAGUGGUCGACGACUCCACAGUGCCGAUAGACCAUGGGUUUGUUCAACAUGUCUCCGAUGCAAGAGCUGUGGUACUGAAAAUGUGACUAAUUUUGUGGGUAACAUUCCACUCUGUAAAGCAUGCUUUAAACUGCGACAGAAAGGGAACUAUUGCCCUUUGUGCCAGCGUUGUUAUGAAGACCAUGAUUAUGAUACCAAGAUGAUGGAGUGCGUGAAAUGCAAUUGCUGGGUCCAUUCAAGAUGUGAAGGACUUUCAGAUGAAAAAUAUCAUAUACUCAGCUACCUUCCAGAUACUGUAGAAUUUAUUUGCAGGAAGUGUUGUGAGAAGCCUCCUGCUCCAUGGUGGUAUGCUGUUGAAGAAGAGAUGAAAGCAGGAUACCUAACUGUGCUGAAGUUACUGAGCAAAAAUCGUAAAGCUUAUUCGAUGCUCAGAUGCAGUCCAAAGAAACACUGUGAAUAUCAUCCCAAUUUAAUAGAUGAUGAUAACAUAAAUACACAUUCGGAUCCCACUGCCAUUGGAAAUAUGUGCUUGGGUGAAAAGACUGACUCAAAUUGUGAAGACAACACAUUUCUCAGUAUUACAGAUCUGCAUGUUGAGAAUGUAGAAUAUAGUGUGGAAGUAAAAACGACGUAUGAAGUUGAUGAUGACAACAAUGAAUUUUUGGCAGAUUCAAAACGUGACAAUAUCUGUGCCAGAGAUCAGAGAUUGUCAAAUCGUGAAUAUAGUUUGCAUAAUAGCUGUUCAGAUGAAAAAUGUUUUCCUCACUCCCAAGGGCAAACUGUUGUACCAUACCUGUCAGAAAACUCUCUUAGACUUUGGCGAGAGAAAUAUAACUUAAAAGAAUGUUCUGUUCGCGUAAAGGACUGUGUUUCCAAGGACUUGCAAAACUCACUUUUCCCAGUUAAAGUUGAUGUUCAGUGUACAGAUUUAUCUGAUACCUCUGCCUUCGAUACUACUAAAUCGCCUUCUAAAGUGCAUCAGGUUUCACUUGCGACACCUACAAGUGAUUCUGGCAUUAGCAGCACUGAUGAAGAAUUGAAAAUUUGUGGGGGAAAUGAUGCAGAGGAGCUGAAGGAACAUGCAUUAUCAUGUUUGGGUUUUGUAGCUUCCAGCCGUUUGCUGUCAUUAGAACAGUGUAGCAGCAGCAGGAGCUUUGAAAAUUUUACUGAGGCCAGUUCCAAGAAAUUGUGCAAUGAUGAUAUACCAAAGGAUGAGUUUCUUGAAUGCAACUGUUUGGAAAAUUUGAAACACAAGUCAUCCUUAACAUUUCUGUCUGUAAAAAAUAAAGUUAAUUCCAGUGAGUACACGUCAGUUCUGCAGUUUCAUCAGGAAAUGGAAGACAUCCUAAAUAAAUCUCACUGCUCUGAUUUACUUCAGCUAUAUUAUCACAAUAUGCAGGAAGUUUUCCCAUGGUUUAAUCCUAAAUUUGCACGUGUUUCAAAUAAUCCUGUUUGUGAACAUAACUCACAACCAAGUAAGAGGAGAAGAAUCAUUUCAGAAAAAUCUAGCACCGAUGAUCAUAAUAGUUCAAUGGAAGUGUCAAUAUUGGAUGAUUCUUUUCAUGCUGUUCCUGAUAAAAUGUUAGGGAAAUCCUUAGAUGAUUUCUACAGCGGGUAUUCUGUCCAGGAUAAUAGAGUUUGUGUCCUUUGUAAAGGUGUUGGUGAUGGGUUGCCCGCUGAAGAAGGCAGACUUUUGUACUGUGGACAGAAUGAAUGGGCACACACAAACUGUGCUCUGUGGUCAGCAGAAGUGUUUGAGGAAAUAGAUGGAUCACUACAGAAUGUUCACAGUGCAAUGUCUCGAGGCCGUCAGAUACGAUGUGAUCAUUGUGGAAAAAGAGGUGCAAGUGUAGGAUGUUGCACACGAAAUUGUCCAGAAACCUUCCAUUUCCCCUGUGCGAGGAAAGUGAAUUGCACUUUUAUGGAUGACAAAAAUGUUUUCUGCCCAUCCCAUGCAAAAGGUGCCACUGGUAAAGUUCUGCACAAUGAAUCAGAUUUUGAAAUAUGCCGCCCAAUUUAUGUGGAACUAGACCGUAAAAAGAAGAAGUUUGCUGAACCUAAAAAGGUUAGGUUAAUGAUUGGUUCACUUUCAGUUGAAAAUAUAGGAGAAUUUGUUAGUGAAGUUUCUGAUACUCCAGAGGCUAUUAUACCAAAUGGGUUUUCGUGUACAAGAUUAUUUUGGUCUUCGAUAGAACCGUGGAGAAUAGUUCGAUAUCACAUUAAAACUGUGCUAUGUAAUAAAAAUGUACCUCAGUCUCCUGACUGUGGAAAACACAUGACAGUAGAUCAUAGUCAAGAAAGGCAUGUAGUCGAGGAAAAACUUAAUGAAAUUUCCAAAUGGAGACAUGAAAUUAAAACAAAUGACACAAAGAAUCUGAAAGAUAACUCAAAAUUAUCUUCUAAAAUUAACCAGAAGAAAUUUUCCAAAUUUAAAAGAAGAAUUCCGUACCGCAAGUAUCAGAAUAAGCGAAAGUGUCAUUCACUUGAUGAUAAAAUUGUUUAUCAGGUUGUCAAUUACAUGUUAGACAUUGUGAGCAGUAAAGAUGUUGAUGAGAAUUCACUUCAUGACUCACAAAAUGCAGCUGAUCUUUUGCCUCCUGAACUAAAAGAAGCUAUUUUUGAAGAUCUGCCUCACGACCUUAUAGAUGGCAUUUCAAUGCAGGAUAUAUUACCGAAGCUGAUGGUAUAUGAAGAAAUGGGGGCUAUGGAGAAAAGUGAUGGAUUUUAUGGGAAUGAUCCAUCAGUGACAGAAAAAGAAAUUAGUAGUACAGAUGAGGCUAAUCUCAUAAAUAAUCACCAUAUGGGAAACACCAAAAAACCUGGUUUUCUAGAAGUGAGUGUGCAAGAUCAAGAUGAUUUGUGCCACAAGAGCACUCUUUCAAAGCAAAAGUCUGCAGAGAAUGCCGGUUUGAGUAAAAAUAAAGUAAAACGAACCAAGAGAAUGAAACUGAGAAGAACAAAACACAAUAAUGUUGUCGACAUUACAUCUGAUGAACCUCCUAAAAGACGGAAACGAGCGUGUAGUACGACAUGGAAUUGUAAACGUGAUGGUAACUACUCUUCGGCAUACAAAAGACGGAAAUUAUCUCACACCGUUGGAAGGAGUGUGUGUGAAAAUCCUUUUGUUGUUAUUGUUGAUUCAGAUGCAUCACAUACUUUGCAGGAAUUGCGCUUGCCAGAAUGUGGUCACGUAACACUUUCAAGAUCACCGCCGUCGGGUGUUUCAUCUACUGCAACUGAGUCACCUGCAGAACUCAAGUGCGGAGUCGAUGAGGAGUCGCCGUCGGACAGCAGUAAGGGGAAAGUCACACUCACAAAGGAAGAAGGGAAGGAAAACAAAUUCCUACCUUGGAACAGCCGCCCACAAACACGAUUCCUCCAGUUAGAUGGUACUGUCGAUCCCUUGAGUAGCAGUGGCAGUGAAGGUGGUCGAUCUCCUCGUUCUGAUGAUGAAAAGCUGUCAGACUGUGCUUACGAAGCAAGUUCCUCAUCAUUGAGAAGUUGUGGCCAAUGUCAACGUUGCAGUUCAGAUUUUAAUUCUGGAGGUAAUUUUGGAGCUGUUUGUAACUGUAGCUCUAGCUCAAGCCAGGCGCACGGAAAGAGUUGGUACAAGACAUAUGAUACUGAAGAAGAGCCAGUGCGCUGCACUCAGUGUCGCUGUACCUACAGGACAAAGAAAAGUUUUGAGCGCCAUUUGUCAACAUGCUGCAAUGAUUUUAUGCUUUCGACAAGUGAAAGUGAUUCAGAAAAUACACGCUCUAGUGAGGAAGAAUGCACCAAAAAGCAGCAGUUUGAUACAACUGAAUCUUGUUGUAAUGUAGGUGAAAGUGUUCUGGGAGAGACUGAUGCCACAGAUUUGUCUAUGCGGAGUGAAAGUGUUGAGUGCUCUGCUACACCUCCUCAGAACUCACCUGUACUUGAAAGACUGAAAUUGAAGUCAUCCUCGAAGUUUGAAGUUGAGAGUAAUGUGGUCGACGGGGUGAGUACCCAUACGUCGAUUGUAGAUACCGAUCCGCAUUAUCAACAGCAUCUGUGUCAGGGUAACAGCUACAUCCAGGUUCAGUCGAGUCAGCAUUCUAAUGCACCAGCAGUAAUAAUGCAGCAGGUACCAUCUCCAAGCGUUGUUCCUACAUUUAUUGAAGCUUUCCAGCAACAAACAGGACAGAACUUACAGCUGGUUGCAACUAUUGAUACACAUUCUAAUGGGUAUAACAAACAACAGUUUGUCAGUGCAAAUCCUUUAGUCUCAGGAAAUUACCCUGUUCAGGCACCAGAAAGUUUUGUAAGGCUUCCCUUGAUGCCAAAUGUCCAGUCACCAGCUCCCCAUUCUGCAUUUCUUGGGACAGUACUUCCUCCCACACAGCAAAAUGCGGUUCAUUGUGUUUCGGCAGAGCAGACAAUGAUUGGUUGUACGCCAUCUUUGGAAAUGUAUGGGACACAGCCAGGAGGAAUGUAUUUAGCUGGACAGCCUAUGUAUAUUUCAAAUUAUGAGACAGUAGUCAGUAAUACAGUUAUGUCUUCGAGCCAACUUGUCUCUGCUGCUCUACCUGGUGUGGUUGCUGCGAGUAGCAGUUUUUCAGCAACUACGACACAAGUGUUUCAGGCUAGCAAAUUAGGAUCUGUAAUUGAAUUAACAUUAGAACCUGUUGUGGAAGUCCAGCCAAGUUACCUUAUUAUUAACCAACAAACUCCUAUUUCAAAUUCCCCUGUUAGAAAUACAGAGUAUGUAAACUGCCCACCUUCGACUGUCAGCAUGCAAGUGCCUUCGUAUGAUCACUCUUUCUUGCCAGUUCAACAAGUGUGCACAGAGGAUCAAGCUGUUCAGUACCCUGAAUCAUCUAGCACGUGUACAUCAGUUACGUUAAAGACAGUUAUGAGAAGCGAGAAUCGCAGGCGAACAAUCCCUGAAAUGACAAAGAUUGUGACACCCAGAUGUGCGAGCACCAGUGUUGAUGUGGCCCCUGAAAUGUCUAGUGUUGUGACUCCUAGGUGUGUAAACAGUGGUGGGCAUACGUGCUUUGAAAUGUCAAAGGUCAUGACACCCAGAUGUGUGAGCAAUAAUGGUAGCCCGAUUUCUGAAUUUCCAAAGAUCAUGACACCUAGACGUGUGAGCAGUAGUGUUGGCACAGAUCAUGAAUUUCCAAAGAUCAUGACACCUAGACGUGGGAGCAGUAGUGUUAGCACAGAUCAUGAAUUUCCAAAGAUCAUGACACCUAGAUGUGUGAGCAGUAGUGUUAGCACAGAUCAUGAAUUUCCAAAGAUCAUGACACCUAGACGUGUGAGCAGUAGUGCUAGCUCAGAUCAUGAAUUUCCAAAGAUCAUGACACCUAGACGUGUGAGCAGUAGUGCUAGCACAGAUCAUGAAUUUCCAAAGAUCAUGACACCUAGACGUGUGAGCAAUAGUGUUAGCACAGAUCAUGAAUUUCCAAAGAUCAUGACACCUAGACGUGUGAGCAAUAGUGUUAGCACAGAUCAUGAAUUUCCAAAGAUCAUGACACCUAGACGUGUGAGCAGUAGUGUUAGCACUGAUCAUGAAUUUCCAAAGAUCAUGACACCUAGAUGUGUGGGCAGUAGUGUUAGCAUAAAUCCUGAAUUUCCAAAGAUCGUAACACCUAAAUGUGUGAGCACUGGUGUGAACACAUCCUUUGAUAUGUCAAACGAUACAAAACCUGAAUUUCCAAAGAUCAUGACACCGAGAUGUGCUAGCACAAAACCUGAAUUUCCAAAGAUCACGACACCAAGAUGUGUUAGCACAAAUUCUGAAUUUCCAAAGAUCAUUACACCUAGACGUGUGAGCAACUUUGUUAACGCCGAUUCUGAAUUUCCGAAGAUCAUGACGCCCAGACGUGUGAGCAACUUUGUUAACGCCGAUUCUGAAUUUCCGAAGAUCAUGACGCCCAGACGUGUAAGCAACUUUGUUAACGCCGAUUCUGAAUUUCCGAAGAUCAUGACGCCCAGACGUGUGAGCAACUUUGUUAACGCCGAUUCUGAAUUUCCGAAGAUCAUGACGCCCAGACGUGUGAGCAACUUUGUUAACGCUGAUUCUGAAUUUCCGAAGAUCAUGACGCCCAGACGUGUGAGCAACUUUGUUAACGCCGAUUCUGAAUUUCCGAAGAUAAUGACACCCAGGCGCGUAAGCACUGGUGUCAACACGCCCUAUGAUAAAACAAAGAUCAUGAAUCCUAGACUUGGUGCCCACACACGUUUUGAAAUGGCAAGAAUUAUAACACCUAGAUGUGUGACCAGUGGUGUUAACACGAGUCCUCCUGCGUCACCUGUCAGAAAUGCUUGUGACAAAUGUUCAGGCAAGUCACAGUCUGACCGUGAGGACUGCCUUAUCCAAGCAGAGCAGCAGCUGUCUGAAAACAGUGGACAUCAGAUAUUCUGCACAUGUCUGCAAUCUAAUACCACUAUCCUUACAAAGCGUGCAGAAUCAGUGUCAACAAGAAAGAAAAACCAAAUUUGCUGUUCAUGUGUGUAUUGCUAUGCAUUUGAUGUUUGCUGUGCAUGUAAGAAGCGCUGUGAGGCAGCAAUAGGAGGACAAGUGCUGACGCAUGUAGUAACGGAAGACGGAGCUCUCAGUUUUAAUCAAAAAUCUUCGGAUAUUCCAGCACAUCUGACAAAUAAUCCUAGCGAAUUGUGGGUAAUCAAUAGAGAACCGGACCACAGUCUAGAAGUUAGCACAGAAUAUAAUGAACCAAAAUGUAUUGCUAAUUUGCCAAAUCGAGCAAUUAGCUAUAACCACAAUCCUUCCUCUAAAGAUCAACUUUGCAAUAAUGAUACGUCCACGUUCAAUACGUCAGCACCUACAGUCAUCAGUAGACGCCCUGGACACAAAGUAACAGAAUCUCCCUGCAAGAGGGAAACACUGUCACAUGGAAAAUACAAAAGAUUGGCUACUAGACAAACCAGUCCAGUUAAUGAUAAUUCAGUUGAAGAGCCAGAUAAAGAAGGGAACGGCAGGUCAGUGUUACACAUUACUGACGCAAUCCCACCCUCUAAAACAGCUGUAAACAGACAUAAUAAUAUCAAAGUAAAAGCUAGUAAUUUAUCUGACAAAUUAUCUUCAUCAAAACCUAUUUUGCAAAAGCAGGGAAAGUUCAGUACAUCUCUAACAAAUGACGAAAGCCGUAUUUUGAAACUGCAGAAUGUUAAUUUUGUUGAUGUUGUGGAAAGUGAUACCUUUGCAGAAGCUGUACUUGUGAACAGAGACGAGGAGGAGGAUGUAGAGUGUACCUCUGGAAUCAGCUUGGACCGUUCUCCGAAAAGAAAGCCUUCAUCAGAAUGUAACACUUCUGUCAGCAGCCCACAAUAUGAUGAACAGAAUGUGGCACGACUGCACACUCAGACAAAUUGUCCAGAAGAGAGGAAAUCCUUUUUCACAUGCAACACUGUUCCACAAGUAAUUGCUGAUGUGUCUGUAUAUAGCAGUGACACUGAAAAAGAAAGAGCAGCAUCUCCAUUGCCAAAAGAUGACUGUGAUGGCAGUAGCUGUGGCGGUGGUGGUGGCAGUGGUGGUGGCGGCUGUGGCGGCGGCGGCGGCAGAAGUGCUACCAAUAACAGGGGCAACUACAUGGAUGUCAGUGAUGAAGAUAAUGCUGGUGAUGCUUAUAGCAGAUUUGGAGCUCACAGUGAUUGUAAUACUGGUGGCAGUAUUGAGAAAGACAGUAGGCCAGAUAUACGUGAUUUGACUACUGAAAAGAAUGUCGAUGACAGUGGUACUAAUGGUUACAAUGAUGAAGAGGAUGACGAUACCGAAUGUUGUGAAGAUGAGGACGAGGAGGAAGAGGAAGAAAAUGGUGACAAUGAUUGUGACGAAGGUGACGAGGAUGAGAAUGAAGACGAUAGUGGUGACGAGGAUGAUAAUGGUGGUGAUGACAGUAGGGACACAUCACCAGUAUACUGUAAUGGAGAAAAUUCUGAAGAAAAAUCAUCUUAUAUUAUGUAUGAAAUCUGUUCUCAAGAUGGUUUUUGUUGCACUUCAAAAUCGUUUAGUGAGGCAUGGCAGAAAGUGUUUGAUGCUGUUCAGAAUGCUCGAAUUGUGAACAAAAUGCCACCACUACCACAGAAUCCAUUUAGUUUGACGCAGAAAAGUUUACAGAUUCUCGGCUUGAAGCAUAAUGCUGUUAGAUAUCUCGUUGAACAAUUACCAGGAGUUGGUCGAUGUGUGAAAUACAAACCUCGUUACCACAAACAACGGACAUCACGACCAGAGGAUGACUUGGACACUUUGCCACCUCCUAAUAAAAGUGGAUGCAUUAGGACUGAACCUUUUAAAUCUCGAAGACCUUAUGACAUGUUCAGUUGGCUGGCCUCCAGCCACAGGAACCCUCCGAAAUUUGUUCAACAAAAUGACAGCGAGUUAAUGAGCAACAGGCGUGCAACGAGCUCCAACCUGCCAAUGGCUAUGCGUUUCCGGCAUUUGAAAGGAACAAACCCAAACAAAGCUGUUGGUGUUUACCAGUCCCAUAUUCAUGGAAGAGGACUGUUUUGUCUUAGAGAUAUUGAAUCUGGUGAGAUGGUUAUAGAGUAUGCAGGUGAAGUCAUUCGUUCAACUCUUACAGACAAGAGGGAGAAAUUGUAUGAAUCUAAAGGCAUCGGUUGUUACAUGUUUAGAAUUGAUGAUCAGUUAGUGGUGGAUGCUACUAUGCGUGGCAAUGCAGCGAGGUUCAUCAAUCAUUCCUGUGAUCCCAACUGCUAUUCUCGGGUGGUGGACAUACUGGGGAAGAAACAUAUUUUAAUAUUUGCACUUCGUAGGAUUCCACAAGGAGAAGAACUGACAUAUGAUUACAAAUUUCCUUUUGAGGAUGUAAAAAUACCAUGUACCUGUGGUUCACGAAAGUGCCGCAAAUAUCUAAACUGAAAUUCUCGUUUUGUGUAUAUGUAGAUAUGUGUGUGUGUGUGUGUGUGUGUGUGUGUGUGUGUGUGUGUGUGUGUGUGUGUGUGUGUGUGUGUGUGUUUUUGCUCUCGCGCUCACCCGUGCAUCAAUAUGAGCGUGUGGCUUGAAGACGAGAACAAAUCUCAUAACAAUUUUUCAUGUGCAAGGUGUUUGUAAAAGUGGUGACCAAAUAUACUCUUGUGAUAAAAAUUAUUGUAAAAGUGUAGUUCUUAAAGUAUUCUAUUUUAAAAUAUGAACUUUCAAGUGUGUUGUUGGAGGAAAUUUUUGGAAUAUUUUUGAGCUGUGAAAUGUGAUAGAUAUCCAAUGUGACAUUCAUUUUCAGUUCUUUGUUUAAUUUUCCUACUUUUUUUUUUAAGUAACUGUAUUCUGAUAUAUAAUUUUGUAUGUUCUGUGUUAAUUGAAAUGGUGUAAUUUCUUCAGUAUGUGAUACUUGUGUAGGUCUGAGUUCCAGUACAUGUGGGUAUGAACAUAAGUUUUAUUGCCCAGGCUGAAAACUUUGCAUGAACAGGGCAAAUUAUGGCAGACCUCUCCAUAUUUUUAUUUUGCUAAUGCAUUUUCCUGUUAGUCUGUGAGUCAUCAUAUGUGAUUGAAUAAAAGAAGGGACACUGAAAAUGGCAAAUUGAGGAAUUAACCAAUUUUCAUGUGACUGGUGACAGAGUAAUUUUGAACUAAGUAGUCUUGAUAUGGUACCAAAGAUUUCAUGUUGUCUUCAGUCCUGCUCUUAGUAAUAUGUUAUGGUGAUAAUUGUACAUUCAGCCAGGAUGCAUAUUACUGUAAUUGUAUAUGUGUGAGUCAUGUAAACAGCAAAAUUUGUUUUCUAAAUAAUUCUAAGUUUUGAUUGCUUUGUUUUUAAAACAACUGUUUAAUUUUGAGAGACUCAAGCCUUUCUGGCAAUGGCUGGGUGGCUACAUGAGGGCUAAUAGCAUAUUUGAAAUAAUUGUCUGUGUUGGAAUUUGACAAAAAAAUUCAUUGUAGACACUGUGUCUCCCCUCUUUGCAAUGUGCCUAAAUGGAAAGUGAGCCACGAGUAUUAGUCAGAAAUAGUAAUUUAAACUGUGAGUUACUGACACAUCAGUAUUUUGAGGAACAGGAUCUGCAGCAGUUGCAUAUUAAUGUAUGUUGACUUCACUAUAAUUUUAUCAGAAUAUAUUGCCAUCUUUACUCAUAUUUUUAAUUAAUGGGACAUCUUGACUGAUUGUAGAUGAAAAAUGCUAAUGCAGCUUGUGUGAUUUAUUUCAUAGUAAGUUAUUAAUUUUAAGCACAUGUGCUGUAUCUGUAACUGGCUGAACAGCUGCCUUAAAACCAUUUAUCAGACACUAAAUAAAUUCUUAAAUUCUGUGCUGUGAUAUUCCGCAGUCCUUUACAUAUGGUAAUGAUUGUGUAGCUUUAGUUUACCUUAAAAAUAGGAAAGACAUACACCUUCUUGAUAUUAUGUUGCGUCUGCUUUGGCAGAAGUGGUACCAUAGUGGAAGAAUAGCAUGCUAACUCUAAUGUGAGAGCAACUACCAGUCCAUUUUGCAAAUGUGACUGGUGCCUGUAAUCACUUAGAAUGAUAUCCCUGCACUGGUUGUGUGUAGGAUGCCUGUAUCUGGGAAGCAUGACUGCAUCUUGCUUUGAGAUACCUGAAUUGUGGAAUGUGGGUGACAUUUGGAUUCUCGUGAAAUUAAAGCUUGCAUAACACAUGGCUUUUGUAACACUACACAUUGCAUUCGCAGUAUUGUAUAUAACAGCUGACAGAAAAGUUUAAGUGUGUUUAUUGUCAGUGUUACUUAAAUACAUCUACUUGAUUUCGAUGUCACAGGACCAGCUAACUAUAAAUAGAUACUGAAAUAGAAUGGAAUGUUCUGGUAAGCAUUGAAAAAUGUCCCCAUUUCUUGUAUCAUUGCAGAACAGUAAACACCCCAGCAGCUUCACAUUCAAUCUUUCGUGUUCAGGUGAUAAAGAAGUAUAUGAAGUAUUUGAGCUCAAUGUUAGUAAUUCACAAGUGUACUAUAUGCAGCAGAUGAAAGAGAGAGAGAGAGAGAGAGAGAGAGAGUGUGUGUGUGUGUGUGUGUGUGUGUGUGUGUGUGUGUGUACAUUUAGCGACUGUAAGAAUGCUUAAGGGAAUGUCAGCAACGUGAGGAUUUUUUUAUACAUAAAUUAAUCACGAAGUUGCAGCAUGUUGACUUUAUUGGGUAAAUCCUCCAUAAAAGCUUCACUAGUCUAUUGGUGGAAGCAACCAUGCCCUGAAGUGAAGUUGUUUAUGGUCAUAAUAUUUUAACUUUGCCAAAAGUAUUGAUUAAUACACUGGUUGUGUAAAUUUUAGUGUGUCUUAGAUUAUUUUCACUUGAGUUAUGUAAAAAUGAUACAAAGCAGUUUGUUCAAAAUGGAAUACAUGAAUGAAAGAGUUGCGUCUAUACUGGUAGGGCAUGAAAUUGCUGAAUCUAGAGACCUGCUGACUGUACCAAUCACUGAAAGGGAUAUGAACUAAACAAAUUUGUUCCCCUUUCUUAUGGCACACUGUCCAGACUUACUUAUUUACAUAAUUGAAAGUAAAUUCCUGUAAUGAGUCUUCUUAUUGACAUUUACUGUAUGGAGCAUGGAUAUAUAAAACAAUUACAUAUAAGACUACAUACAGCCUUACCCAUUCAGGUAAUCUAAGUUCCAUUUGUGGUAUGUAAUGGAAUGCUGUAAUAUGGGAUAUGGUUUAUCCACUAAAUUAGCUAUAAAUAGGAAGUGAAUAUUUGAAAGAUGGGAAUGUAGGUUAUUGGCAAUUUUACAUUUUCUAGA